AUGGCAGACGAAACGACCGAUUCCAAGCCCGUCUCGGAGACUUUGCCCGAUGCCCCAGAAGCUGCCCCUGCUAAGCAGUCGGUGCACUCUUUCAAGAAGAAAUAUGCCAAGUUGAAAAUGAAAUUCACCAAGCAAGAGCUGGAAAGCGAGGCUUUGAUCCGCGAAGAGCUCCGCAUCGAAGACCUUUCCAAGCGCAUUCAAGAACAGAACGACCAAUUGCUUGAAAUUCUCCUCGAGUUCAACGACAGUCUCCAUGUAUCCCCAUCUCUACGAUACGACUUGACCAUGCCCGACGAUGCCACUUUCCUUCCACCCGCCGAACAAGAGAUCGCGCCCCUGAUCAAUGACGCGACUCUCGCCCGAACCGCAUUGAAGGAGGCCAAAUCCGAGUUAGCCAACGGCAACCUCUCUACAAGUGCUUAUCGACAGGUAGAAGAGAGCGUGAAGCGGAACAAGGACUUUGUUCCGGCGAUGCAGUACCGUAAAUUGAUUCAAGUCCCCCACACCUCAGCCGGUGCUCCAGAUCAAGAACAAGGAUCCAAUGGUGUCAGGCGCACGCUCGGGUAUCUCACACCCGAGCGUGAGACAGAAUACUAUCUAGCACUGGAUGCCAAACUAGGCGAUGAGACGGCCAUAUCGCAAGUCGCGCGUAUCCCCGACCCACCCACAUUUGCCGAGCGAGAGCGAGAGGCUGUUCUGCGGAAUCCCGCCUCAGUGUAUAACUGGCUGCGACGCAAUCAACCGCAGGCCCUGCAGGAUCACGAGGUUGCAUCGGAGAAGUCCACGUCACGCCCAUCUAACGCGCGCUCCUCGAAGCGAGCCCCUGCACAGCGCAAGGAAGAGGAGGCCUUUGAUGAGGAUGGGAUGGAAGUGGAACCUACACCGAAGAACAAGCGUAAGCGUGAUGAGGAUUCCGGGUACCGGCCCAAGGGAGGCAACAACCGUUCAAAGAAAAAGAAGGAUGAGCCUACUGCUGCCAAGAGCAAUGCUAAGAAGGCAUGA
This is a messenger RNA of Penicillium cataractarum, 1002 nucleotides long. RefSeq lists its product as uncharacterized. Gene Ontology annotation, cellular component: nucleus; Ino80 complex. Gene Ontology annotation, biological process: chromatin remodeling. The transcript is spliced from 3 exons. The record is from RefSeq and is a predicted model, not a curated record. NCBI's taxonomy places the organism in Eukaryota, Fungi, Ascomycota, Eurotiomycetes, Eurotiales, Aspergillaceae. Bases 1 to 1002 code for a protein of 333 amino acids.